AUGGCUCGAUCCAGGAAUUGCGGCCUCGUGGCCGUGAUCUCGCUGCUUAUCCUGGGGUUGUAUAUCCCGAGCGUUUCCACCUCUCCGCUGGACUUUCUACCAACAGGGCCUGGUCACACCGUCAAUAGACAUGAAAAGAUAGCACCAGGAAAGCUAGGCGCUGUGGCAACGGAGAAUGCGAUCUGCUCGCGACAUGGCAUUGAGAUGUUCGAAAUGGGCGGUAACGCUGCUGAUGCUCUCAUCGCCGCACAAUUCUGCAUCGGAGUCACAUCCAUGUACCACAGCGGCAUCGGUGGAGGUGGAUUCAUGCUUGUUCGGUCACCCAACAACUCCUACGAAUUCAUCGACUUCCGCGAGUCGGCACCCGCUGCCGCUUUUCAAGACAUGUACAAUAACAACACGGAUGCGUCUAUAUAUGGAGGAUUGGCAAGUGGUGUACCAGGAGAGAUCAGAGGUCUCGAGCAUCUUCACAAGAAGUACGGAUCGCUGCCUUGGGCAACGUUAUUGCAACCGGCACUUCAGACAGCACGCAAAGGUUUCCCUGUGUCGACCGAUCUGGUCAAAUAUAUGAAGCUCGCCGUUGGGAAUGGCGAGGAUUUCUUGACAAAAGACCCAAAUUGGGCCUUGGAUUUUGCCCCCAACGGAACACGACUAGGCCUGGGAGACAUCAUCACACGCAAACGGUAUGCUGAUACUUUGGAGACCAUUGCACAGCAUGGACCAGACGCUUUCUACACAGGCGCAAUCGCCGAGACGAUGAUCAACGCGGUCCAAGCGGCGAAUGGUACCAUGACUGUCGAGGACCUGAAGAACUACACCGUCGCGAUUCGCAAUACUUCUCAAAUCGACUACCGAGGGUACACUAUCACGAGUACUACUGCACCUUCCAGUGGAAUCGUCGCUCUCAGUAUCUUGAAGAUUUUGAGCACUUAUAAUGAUUUCUUCACGUGUGAAAGCUCGUUGAAUUUGAGCACACAUCGCAUGGACGAAGCGAUGCGGUUUGCCUAUGGCGAGCGCACCCUGCUUGGCGAUCCAAUGUAUGUUGAAGGAAUGGACAAAUACCAGCAUGCCAUGCUAGAGCAGUCUACCAUUGAUGAAAUCAGAUCGAAAAUUUCUGACAAGAAAACACUGAAUGUCUCUGCCUACGACCCGGAGGGCCUCGAGAGCUUGGACACCCCGGGCACAUCUCAUCUUGCAACGGCAGACCACAACGGUCUUGCUAUCUCUGUGAUUACGACAAUCAAUCUUUAUUUCGGAAGCCACGUGUUGGUCCCGGAGACGGGAAUCAUCAUGAACAAUGAAAUGAACGCAGAUUUCUCCAUUCCCGGGUCUUCCAACGAGUUUGGCUACAUUCCUUCCGAAGCCAACUACAUUCGACCUGGAAAACGCCCGUUGUCCUCAAUUACCCCUGCAAUUGUCACACGUCCUGACGGAAAUCUUUUCUUGGUCGCGGGCUCAGCAGGUGGUAGUCGUAUCAUCACCGCCACGGUCCAAAACAUCAUCCAUUCGAUCGACCAGAAGUUGAGUGCAGCAGAGGCGCUCGCUAAGCCUCGACUUCACGACCAGCUCAUCCCUAACCAAGUUAGCUUCGAGUAUUCCUACGACAACACCACCGUUAAUUUCAUGAAGUCCCUCGGUCACAAUGUGACAUGGGUCGCUCCUGGACAAAGCACGGCUCAGUUGAUUCAUGUUUUGCCUAACGGAACAUUUGAUGCCGCGGGUGAGCCUCGACAGCUGGCCUCGGCUGGUUACUCUGUUUAG
Molecule: messenger RNA, 1761 nt
Organism: Penicillium diatomitis
Lineage: Eukaryota; Fungi; Ascomycota; Eurotiomycetes; Eurotiales; Aspergillaceae
Product: gamma-glutamyltransferase
Exons: 7
Coding region: 1-1761 (586 amino acids)
Biological process (GO): glutathione catabolic process
Cellular component (GO): plasma membrane
Molecular function (GO): glutathione gamma-glutamate hydrolase
Source: RefSeq, a predicted model, not a curated record